AUGUUUCUCCGGUCUCUCCUCCGGGUCCCAGUCCCCGUCUCCAUCCCCGUCCCCCGUCCCCGGCCUGGCGGCACAAGGGCCGCGCGGCUGUGUGAGGGCCCCGGCCCGGCUGGCUCUGGGAACCCGGGCAGCAAGGCCCCCAGGGCCCCGCGCCACUCGGAUGGGACGUUCACCAGCGAGCUCAGCCGCCUGCGGGAGAGCGCGCGGCUGCAGCGGCUGCUCCAGGGCCUGGUGGGGAAGCGCAGCGAGCAGGACACAGAGAACAGCACGAGCUGGACCAAGCCGUCUGAGGGCCGCUUCUGCCUGCACUGGCCACAUUCGCCCGCCCUGCAGGCCUGGAUGCCCCUGAGGGACCCCCUGGAUGAGGCCUGGUCCCCCCAGCUGCCUCCUGGACCCGGGUCUGGGGCCGCAUUUUCACAGCCAGCCAUGCCCCCUGCUGAGAUGACGCAGAUGCGGCCCUGAGGAAGGAGCCUCCCCUCUGCCUGCAAGGGGAGCGCCUUGGAGCCCAGGCCAGCGAGGGGUGGGGCGGGAGGAGGAGGGGAUGCACCUGUCACCAAUAAAGGAGGAAUUCAGACA
Molecule: messenger RNA, 576 nt
Organism: Suricata suricatta (meerkat)
Lineage: Eukaryota; Metazoa; Chordata; Mammalia; Carnivora; Herpestidae
Gene: SCT
Product: secretin
Exons: 4
Coding region: 1-462 (153 amino acids)
Biological process (GO): negative regulation of gastrin-induced gastric acid secretion; positive regulation of pancreatic juice secretion; brain development
Cellular component (GO): extracellular region
Molecular function (GO): hormone activity
Source: RefSeq, a predicted model, not a curated record